UCCAACACCGAAAACCAAAAAGACAGAACCUGGCCUGUGUACCCGCCGAGGCCGCCUUCCUUCAUCAGGGUUUUACUUCACGCAGACUGUGCUUCAGUACGUGCGGCUCCCGUGCGUCAGGCGCACUGAGGACGUCUACAUCUGUCUGAAGGGAAUAACGCCAGCACCCACAGGAGACGACAGCUGCUUUUGGAAACGGCCAUGUGAGGUGGGACUAUGGAAGGCCAAAAUGCAAAACGCUGUUCCACCCAGACAAAUGAUGGAGACAGAGGAAUUGCAUACAGGCAUAAACUUAGUUGAUCCAAUGUUAAUGAAUUCACUGACUCUGACAUGGUAUACAACUGUGGAGUACAAAGGUGGAAAGGAGCUGCUGAAACAGUCACAUUUGGAAAGAUGAAUGAGGAAGGAAGAGGGGCAUGUUCUUUGGAUCACGUUGCUAAUGAAGAGUAGGCGUGCUCUAUCUGUGCAUAUGACACAGGACUAACUAAGUCAAAUGACAGCAUUGGAUGAGUUUCCACAGACUCUGCUAUGUAAAAGACAUCUCUCAGAUGUACAGGUCUUGACAAUCAACACACUGCUGUGAUUCAUGCCACAUAUGUGGGCUCUCAGGGGAAAAAGGUGGUCAGUCAGCAGAAGGGGAAACAAACGGAUGAUGCAUACCUGAGAGUUAUCUCAGCAUUUGGUUUACCCCUGUAGGACGACAAACCAGACCACUUUUGUCCAUUUUUUGAUAGAAAGGAGCAUAAGCUGUGAGUGUUCACCAUGCCUCGGAACCGAGCCUUUUCUGAGCCAGAGUACUCUGCAGAGUAUUCGGCUGACUGCUCGGUGACACUGCCCUCUGAUCCCGGGCAGGCAGUGGGACGAACACACGAGGUCACGGUUCGGAGUUCAGGAUGCUGCCACUGCCUGCCACGGUUCAUGCGGCUCACCUUCGCACCCGAGUCUCUGGAGAACCUCUACCAGACCUACUUCAGACGACAGAGACAUGAGACCCUGCUGGUGCUUGUUGUGUUUGCCGCCCUCUUUGACAGCUACAUUAUUGUCAUGUGUGCGGUGGUCUAUACCACUGACAAGCUGGCUUCUGUUUUAGUGGCCUCAGUGGGACUGGCAGCAGAUAUUAUCCUCUACCUGCUGUGCCGCUUCGGGCUGCUGCCAGACCGCAUCUCGAGACGGGUUGUGCCCUAUGCCCUGUGGGUGCUCAUAGCAGCUCAGAUAUUCUGCUAUCUGGGUCUGAACUAUGCUCGCUUCCACCAGGCUAGUGACACAGUUGGCUGGCAGGCUUUCUUUAGCUUUUCCUUUUUCCUGACUCUGCCUUUGAGACUGACACCCAUCGUGCUCAUCACUACUGUAUCCUGCGGGGUUCACACUCUGGUUCUGGGCGUCACCAUCGCCCAGCAGCAGCAGGAGGACAUCCAGGGAGCAGCACUUGGCAGACAGUUGGGUCAGGUCUUUCCAAAGAAGCUGGUGUCUUUCUCCACCUGGAUCGACCAUACCCGCUGGGCUCGUAACACCUGGGCUAUGGCAGCCAUCUUCAUCCUCACCAUGGCCGACAUCAUGGAUAUGCUGAGUUGUCUGCCUCGAGUCUCAGACACAGGCAGCCCAACUAUGGCUCCCUCCUCCUCCUCCUGGUCUGGCCCUGACAGUUGCUUGAACAACCCCAAAUAUUACAGCUACAUCGCUGUGCUGGCAUUGAUGGCCACCACCAUGCUGGUUCAGGUCAGUCACAUGGUCAAGCUGACACUGAUGCUGCUCAUCACAGUGGCCACCGGCAUUGUUAACAUCUACAGCUGGAGGGACAUCUUCGACCGCUAUGACAUGGCCCGCUUCCAGAACUACAGGUUAUACCUGGUGCCUUCCAAAUUCACAAUGACAAUUAUGAUCUUCAUUAUGAUGGUCAGCUUCUAUUAUUUCUCCCGACAUGUGGAGAAGCUCGCCCGCACCCUGUUCCUGUGGAAGAUUGAGGUCCAUGAGCAGAAGGAGAAAGUGUAUGAGAUGAGGCGCUGGAAUGAAGCACUGGUGACCAACAUGCUGCCUGAACAUGUUGCUCGACACUUCCUUGGCUCCAAGAAAAGGGAUGAGGAGUUGUACAGCCAAUCCUACGAUGAGAUUGGAGUCAUGUUUGCCUCAAUCCCCAACUUCUCUGACUUCUACACAGAGGAGAGCAUCAACAAUGGAGGGAUUGAAUGCUUACGGUUCCUCAAUGAGAUCAUCUCAGACUUUGACAGUCUGCUGGAUGAGCCUCAGUUCCGCUGCAUUACAAAAAUUAAGACCAUCGGCAGCACCUACAUGGCAGCAUCAGGUGUCACCCCAGACAUCAGCAAUGGCUACGCCUGUAUGAAGAAGGAGGAGCAGUCUGACAGAGAGCGCUGGCAGCACCUGGCAGACCUUGCAGACUUUGCUCUGGCAAUGAAGGUCACACUCAUGAACAUCAACUACCAGUCAUUCAACAACUUCAUGCUACGCAUUGGUCUGAAUAAGGGCGGAGUAUUAGCAGGAGUAAUUGGUGCCCGAAAACCACACUACGACAUCUGGGGCAACACUGUGAACGUGGCCAGUCGCAUGGAGUCGACAGGGGUUAUGGGAAACAUCCAGGUGGUGGAGGACUGCUACAACAUCCUGAAGGAGUAUGGCUUCCGAUUUGUGAGGAGGGGGCCCAUCUUUGUGAAGGGGAAAGGGGAACUGCUCACUUAUUUUCUGAAGGGAAGAGACAAACAAGGCUCAUUUAUCAACAGCUCCUCUGUCACUCUGCCACACCAGGUGGUGGACAGCUAAGGGCCACACUCACUCAUAUGUGCGCGCGCACACACACACACACAUACACACACACACACACACACGUUCAAUAUCUAAGGUAUAUGUGCAAGUAGAGAUUGUACUGAAGAAUUUACUGAAGAGAUUAGAAACUGAGUGCGUCAGACACAUAGAUACAGACUAAAUUGUAUUAAAACAAUACAAAAUAAAAAUAAUUAUAUUAAUAAAGGCAAGUAUAGAUGGGAUAGGCUGGCAGCAGCAAAAUCAUUACAUGACUUCAUGCCCCCUAGUCGAGUGAUGGCCACAUAUUGUUUAAUUUAUAAAUUUCAUUUAGAAGUUGAAUUUCAUUGAUAAAAUGUAAGAAAAAAGCUUUCUUGCAAUGUUAAGAAAUAUUUUGAAAGAAAUCCUGGAUUUGCACCAAAAUGAAUCACGUGUUUCUUGAAAAUGACUUACCUUUUCACCAAAUAUAGUGGGAUUUCCUGCUAAUCAGCAAACAGACAAACUGAUAGUGACUUGAAAUUGAAUGUAAUUAAACAGCCAGUUCACCCCCCUUACAAAAAGAAAAGUACAGCAGUGAUGAAUGGACCCUCGCAUACAUCGGGGGAGUGGCUGAUGUGGUAUCGUUACUGGAGGCACAGAUUUGAAUUUUCACAGCUAUUGGACAGUGCAUGAAUAAGAUGGAGAUGACAUUGGAUAUCAUGUAUAAUACAUUUACCGGAGGUCAUCUGACAUGGAUAAACAUUUUCAUGAAUAUUGGACACUGCAUGAAGGAGUUAAAUAUCACUUCCUGUGUCAACUAUGUGGCGCUAGAGAACACAUACUAAUUUAACAUUAUUUUUUCUGCAUACCAAGUGGAGACCACACGAUGAAAUUAUAUAUAAAUCAAAAAAAGCUUUCUGCUACCAGUCGGUGGCGCUAUGACUAUACCUCAAUAUUGGCAUGUAGAUGUCUUUAGGGACUCCUAUCAAGCAUGUGAUUAUUUGGGGCAGAUUAGACAACACACAGACACAACAAGUUCCAUAAAAACCACGUCCGUAGUAUUGUGAAGGUCUUUACACUUCGCUGACCAAAUUUGGGGUGGAUCUGGUUGAGCUGCUAGAAGGACUUCCUGAAAGUAUAGCACCUUUUUAAAAUGGCACACUUAAAUCAAAAUGGCUGAUUUCCUGUUGGGUGUAGGGCAUGGCACCAAGAGGCUUUUGUCUGGAAAAGUACUUACCAAAUUUUGUAAAGCUAGGUGAAAUGUAGAUGUGUGUGCCAACCCUAAGCACUCAAAAAUGCAACUGAAUGGUAAAAUGAAUAAUAAUUCCUGAAAUACAAAAACAAUACAUAAAUACUUUCUCCUUUGCCUGUGUGGUAUCUAGUCUUGCAGAUAGUUUUGAUUUUAUUUCCUUAGGUGCCCCAGAACCUUCUGUCCUCACCUUAAUGUAAUAAAGGGGAAUGAAAUAUUAUUGUUACUGCAGUAUGGAACUGGAGGCUUGUAGAAUGUUUUCACACUCUACUGUGACAAAACAAAAGUGAUCUAAAAACAGCCUCUCCAUACUGACAGUGUAUAUAAACAGUGUUGGGCAAGUUACUCAGAAAUUGUAAUUAGUUGCUAGUUACUUAUUACUCCUUAAAAAAGUAAUAAUGUUACUUUACUUGUGACUGGGUGAUUAUUUUCAUUACCACCCCCCCCAAACAAAGCAUUCUCUCCCAACUCCUGACUUUUUAGCUAAUAUCAUAUUUAUAACAGCAGCAAGGAGUAUGGUUUUUAUGCAAGUCUCUCCUGACUUUUGAACUAUUGUUUUUCUUUUUUGAUAGUAGACAAUAAACUAGAGGAAGGGACAUGCAACAAAGGUCACCAGCUGGAAUCAAACCAGGGACAUGGCCGUUAUGUGGUAUGCUCUGUAAUGUAACCAUUCAGCUAUCGCAACACCCCAUGUUAAAUUCCAUUUCGGUCACAUUCAGUUUUGUCUUAGUGCAAAACAUUUGAAUUGAGUAAUUCAAACAAAAAUGGUGUUUUGAAUUCAACAUUUCAGCAUGAGGAUGACUAACAUGCCUAAUUUAAACCGAAAUAAUUUAAAUACAAUGAUGGUCUUUAAUUACUUUUUGUAAAUGUCUCUCAGAUAAAAACAGAACAUUGAUCUCUCACACACACACACACACACACACACACACACACACACACACACACACACAUACACACACAUACACACACACACACACACACACUUACUAGCCUUUUUGCAAACACACCAGUUUUGAUGCCAUCUCCUCAGCACAUUAACGCUAUGUGGCUUUUGGACACUCAGAAAUUCUGGACAUUUCUACCCAUACUUCCAUGUACAGGAACCUGAUUGACUGAUUUGAGUUCACAUUUUCUGUCUCUGACGAGGAAGAGGAUUUGGAAGUGGACCAAUGAGAGGCUAGAGUGUGACAGUAGAGACUGAUCUGCCACCUGCUGCUUGCCCAUGUGUGGUUAUGGGUGUGUAUAAGAGUGUGUGUGCGUUGCUCAUAGUGUAUUUUUCCACAGUCACAGUGUUCUUUAUCCUUCGUCUGAUCUGGGAACAUGUCAGGUCUGUCAGUACUGCGCUCUCCUCUCUGCUCCUGGACCUCUCUACACCGCUGGCUUCUGGACUUUGCUAUGCGUCUGUACAGUGUGAUGUAGGUGAGGGACAAAGGUUAGCACACAUGGCAGAGAGAUUUUUCACACGGAUUGUGGAUUGACGAAAGUGCCUAUUGCAGCUAUGAUCGCCAUGUUUUAAUUAAAUUGAGGAAUUCCCAGGCCCUCUACAAGCGAGGGAAAUUUCCAAUGCUGUGAAAAGAUAAUUCCAGUUCAUUAAAAUCUUUGUAGCACAUUAGAGUCUGUUAGACUAAAAUGGUAUAGAUAAUCUGAUUAAAGCACUGGGUUUGUAUCCAACAUGUCUGAAUGUCUGACUGCUUGUGUUUCUUGACCAAUUAGACCAAAUUUUAAUUGUAUUUUUAUUUUAGACCUUAUGACAUAAAAUCUUGGCCUUGACUUGAAGGGGCAAUAUGUAGUUUUUCAAUGAAAUCACUUAUCAAUAAAUCAAAUUCUGCCUUAUUGUCAAUGGGCUGUAGCCUCACUUAGAAAUUAAGCACACACCUUUUUUCUUUGUUGCUUGCAUCAGCCACUAUUCUGCUUUUAAUGUGAAGGCACGGGGUCGGGAUGUAGCCCUGUGCGCGCGCCUGAGCCUCUCUCCAACCAUACCGACAACACCGCAGCUAAUGACAUGCGGUCCACUAACACAACAAAACAACCGGCUCCCAGCACAACACAGACUCCAACAUAAACUCCACAUAAGGAUAAAAACAAUAAAGGUUCAUGUGUUGACGCCCAUCAGACCAAACGAGAUUCAGAUGAUGUUGGAUGAAAAGUGAAGUGAACCUCAGAAAGGCUGGCAUCAUGUAGAGAGUCACGUUAGCUUGCCGGCUAAUGUUAUGCGGUGCAAAGUUAUAUCACUUUCCACAUUACUUGACCCGCUAACGCAACCCUAUUACUAUCCUGUGUACCACCAGGAUUAUGUCAAAGUGUGCAUUUUAACCGCUGUCACACUGCCUUUGGGAAUGUUGAAGUAACAAAGUCUGAACACGUCUAUGUGAAAAGCCACAGCCAGCAUGCUGGUGUUUCCGCGUUUAUUGUGGGAUCUCUGUAUGAAAGCGGUCGUGUUUUGGAUUAUGCUCCAAAAGCCUAUGGUUCAAGCAUGCAUAGAGCACAUGCCUGGUUGCGAUCUUAAAACCGCACCACUAGUGGCUGCUGAAAACUACAUAAUGCCCCUUUAAUGGGUACCAUAUUAAAAAAGUCAAAAGGGACACAAGCUUUUAUAAACUGGAAUUUAAAGUACAAUGAGAAAGUAGUAUAUUUCAUGAUGUAAAAUAACAGCACCAAAAAGUUAAAUUCAUGAAGUUGAACUUGCUGCUGCAGCCUUUGGAUGCUGUUUGCACAAGAUUUGGAUCAAUCUCAUUUUCACCUGGUACUAAAAUCCGAUCUGUAUCUGGCUCUCAUUAUCUUAACUCUGCCCGUACUGUGGUCGGAUCGCGCCCCACGAUUUAGAAGGUGAGCCAGCUGACUUUCUGCAGCAAUUGUCCAGUUUUGAUAUGAAGUGCUGUCCAUCCACAGUGCUACUAAGCAGAGGUUUCAUCCAUUUCGAAGUAACUUCUUGCAACGGGAGAUAUGCUAGAUAUGCUACUACCUGUAGCUUUUUGGUGGCCAGCUUGAGAAAGCAGGAAGAGGCGGAGUUAAGUGACCUUUCUUGUUUGGUGCACUUUUUUCUUCAGAAUGUGGUCAAACUAAACAGACAUUAUUUACACCUGGCUAAGAUCUGAUCACAAUGUGAGCUUGACCACCUCCAGAUGUGGAUUCUGUGUGUGUUAAUACCUGGACAUGUUUUCCAUGAUCCUGAUAAUGUGUCAGAUACAGAUGUCAUGUUCAUAUCAAGUGGAAAUGGGGUCUUACUUUUCUAAUGCAUUCCGGCCUGAAAUUGCCUAUCUUCUGUGUGUCUUUCUAGUCUGUUUGCUUGUUUGUGUGAAGGGUUGCAUAUUCCAAAAUGGACACGUGUACACACAGGGUUGUGCAUAUACUAAUGUGUUUACACUUGCAGGAUAUGGUCUGUGUGGUCAACAGCUGUUUUGGGUACAGGCAAAAUCUGCAAGAUGUAUGCAAUGACCCUCACAGAGCUGGCAGGUGAAAAAAUGUACAUUACUCGAACCCACCUGGCUAUUUGGACAGUCUAAGUUACACUUAAGAGAACAUGUCCUCCCACAACUUUAGCAGGUCUACCCUCCAGCGGAGUCAUCUUGGUCCCUCUACCCAAGGUGGAAGUAAAGUUGAAAGGUUGAUGCCAGAAUUAACAUGUACACUGGAAAAGUGUCUUAGCAGUCAAGCUUAGAAAGCAAAAAAGGUUGACCUAAUUACAUGACAUUUUGGAACAAUUGCAGGCAAAUGGUGUAUUGGGAAAUGUUGAACAAGGCUGCACAAUAUGUAAAAACAGGUCUGACUACACAUGCAGGGAUUGAAGCCCAUCACUGUGCCUCCUUUUUGUCAUUUUGCUUGCAACAACACACCAAAUUGUUUGCAUUUGGAUAACAUGUGACACUCCUUCUAAAGUUUGUAUUUCCGAUGUACCAAGGCGUUGAUAUGACAGUGAGCAGUGAAAUGCAGAAUGAGCAGGUGGCAGCUGUACUUCAUGUGUGUUUUGGGGGGAAGAUUUUAGAGAGCCGUUGCUCUUCUGCUGAUUGUGAUCCCAUUAGUGUCUCUAUAGAAUAGGAUGAAAGUGCAAUAGUUUCUUCUACAAACCAUGCGCUCCUCUCUUAUGAAAAGGUUCAGUCACUCCCCUUUAAUUCAUAUUUUUAUAAUGUAAUGUAUAAGUUUUGUUCUAUUUAAAGAAAGGGAAAGAGGACUGAAUGUAUCCUCAUUGUACAUAGAGUUUAGACAGUGUUUAUUGGAUUUAUUUAUUGGAAAAGACAGGGACAUCUUUUUUUUUUUUUUUUUAAACUGAUGUGGAAGUGCCAAUGAUGAAGGAAUGGCUUUAGAUGUAAAAGCCAAAACAUGGACCAUGGCUGUUAACUGAUUUGUAUUUUAAAAGAAUCUCAGGCUUGGGAACGAAAUAGCACUUUCAAUAAUGUAUUGUGAACUUUUUUUAGCUAAGUACCAACAGAAGAACACCGAAAUGCCAUCUGGAGAGCCCACACCAGCAGGGCCAGCUGAUGGCAUCAAAAGGCAACACAACGUUUCUAUCAUGUGGUUCUGGUUGUUGUUACCAUUCAGCUUUUGUCAGAAUUUGAUUCAGAACUUUGAUCUUCUCCGUUUUUGUGAAUUAGACAUACUGUCGGUCUACUUAGCCUGUUCUGAGCAGUUGAUCCAUAUUCUGUUUUUUGAGUUAAGGAAUAUCUCCCUCACCCUUUCAUUUGAGUUGUUUGUCAUCAUAACGUGAGUUGAUUAAAAAAAAUCUAAUAAA
Molecule: messenger RNA, 8705 nt
Organism: Micropterus dolomieu (smallmouth bass)
Lineage: Eukaryota; Metazoa; Chordata; Actinopteri; Centrarchiformes; Centrarchidae
Gene: adcy3a
Product: adenylate cyclase 3a
Exons: 11
Coding region: 763-2772 (669 amino acids)
Biological process (GO): cAMP biosynthetic process; adenylate cyclase-activating G protein-coupled receptor signaling pathway; intracellular signal transduction
Molecular function (GO): adenylate cyclase activity
Source: RefSeq, a predicted model, not a curated record